This is a messenger RNA of Symbiodinium necroappetens, 1092 nucleotides long. The record is from the annotation of a GenBank genome assembly. NCBI's taxonomy places the organism in Eukaryota, Dinophyceae, Suessiales, Symbiodiniaceae.
GCGUCCCAACUCCUCGAAUCCAUUGAGUCGGAAACCCAAGCGGCGGCAAACUAUGUUCUCAAUGCGGAGGAGAGGGGGAGCCAGCAAAGAGCUAACUAUGCAGCAGAAGCCAUGGAGCUGAUCACCGAAGCAAUGGGGCUGGCCAACGAUGUGGGGAUGCCUGGAGUGGUCGACUACCUGGCAGCGGCGGCAACAAGACUAUCGCAACUACAUACAAUACGUACCAAGGGGACGAAUCGAAGGGGGACGCCACUACCCACACCCAAUGCCUUCGAAAUUGCCGCGCUUACAGUGGGGGUCAUGGAAGAAAGCAGCCAACCAGGGGAACAACCUUCGAUGGCGGAAAUGCUCGAGCUGUUGGAGCUAGUACAAGCAGGCAUGGCACUCCUCACACGAGGAAGACACAGUUAUAACUGGCAAGUUACACACUGGGCCACAGACGCGGCAGAGGAGGCCCUGGCCCUACUAUCAGUGGCGACGGCGACCGACAACCCGAACGAACUGGGGGGAGCGCCGCCACAAGUGGGAGAUAUUCUACCUCGACUCCGAAACCUUCUGGAUGAGGCAGCCACAGGAGUGGGGGUGCUGGUGGGGAUAUACCCACAUCGGGGGGAGAACGAGUACAUCCACCCGGCGGAUACCAUUGCCCAGAACCAGCACGGACCGGGACAGGUGCUACAACAUCCACGCGGCGACCCUCCUGAUGCACUCCACGUUUACAAAGCACAACGAGCACUGCGGCAACUGCACCCGUUCCUGGAGGGGGAAAUGAGAGUGCUGGGGGACCAAGCGUUGGACCAGUUGGGAGCUUGGAUACAGUCGCAUUGGGGGGAGGCCGUGCAACUCCUCAGCAGCGACGAAGAAGCAGAAGCGCCCCCACGACAAAGUCGUGAGGAGGAACAGACCCCGGAACGAGGGAGGAUGCAAACCGCUACGAUCCUGGACGCGGACAGCGGGGCGGCCAGUUCUACAGCACCCUUUACGCGAUUCACCGCACCAGCACGUGAGGGGAGCACUGAGGGGGAGCCGCAGGCAGCCGCAGCAAGGCGACGUUCGUUCACGUCGCCAAGCUCGUUGGACAACGACGAUUAA